Molecule: messenger RNA, 867 nt
Organism: Vigna angularis (adzuki bean)
Lineage: Eukaryota; Viridiplantae; Streptophyta; Magnoliopsida; Fabales; Fabaceae
Exons: 5
Coding region: 1-867 (288 amino acids)
Source: RefSeq, a predicted model, not a curated record
AUGUGUAGGGAUAAAAAUGAGUUUAUGGAGGCUAUUAGAAGUUAUGCAGGCCAUGCGGGGAGGAAUUUGAAGUUUUUUAAGAAUGAUAGUGACAAUGGAAAGUAUGAGGGGGAGUUAUGGACAAAUGUUGCUAGAGAUCCUAAUGACCACAUGUUACCUAUGACAUAUGCAAUUGUGGAAGUAGAGAACAAAGAAACUUGGACAUGGUUUUUGGAGUUAUUGAUAGAAGACCUUGGGGGUAGUGAAGAUUCAGUGCCAACUAUCUCUAAACUUUUACCUAGGGCAGAGCAUAAAUUUUGCAUGAGACACUUAUAUGCAAAUUUCAGGAAAAGGUUUUCUGGGCAGACCUUGAAGAAUCUGAUGUGGAAGACUGCUACAAGUACAUACCCCCAAGCUUGGGAAAGAGAAAUGUUAAGUAUAAAGGAAGUCAAUGUAGAUGCUUAUAAAUACCUAAUUGCUAUUCCCCCGAGAUAUAGAUUUACAGGUUGGGCAGUAUGUGAUAUACUUAACAAUAACAUGAGUGAAGCUUUUAAUAGUGUUAUUGUUGAUGCUAGAGGAAAGCCCAUUAUAAUCAUGCUCGAAGAAAUUAGAUUUUACCUCUUGAAAAGAUGGGCAACCAACAUAAUCAAGAUGUGUAUUAUGGACUUUGAUAUCUGCCCUAAGAUUAUAAAGAAACUUACAAAAGAAUCAAAUUUAUCCAAAAAUUGGAUCCCUAAUUGGUUUGGAGAAAAAAUGUUUAAAGUUAGGCAUUUUGCAGUGACUACAAACAAGUUUGCAAUCAACCUGAAUAGGCAAGCUGUACCUACAGGAAAUGGCUCAUUAGUGGCAUCCCUUACUGCCAUGCAAUUGCAGCCACAAAGUUCUUAA